GAAGAUAGAACCCUCCAUUUUUCUUUCAAGGAAAACAAGAGAAAGAGCCAGAACUGCAGGGGAGGAAAGGAGGAAAGGCAAGCUUGAGGAAACACAAUGCCUAUGAACUUUGAAAGGGACGGAAAAGUCCUCUCCCCAGCAGGAGCUACUUGAGAAACUGCAAGUCACUUCUGGAGUGAGAGAAUUGGCUAUCUGCAAGGAUGUUGCCCAGGGGAUGCCCGGAUGUUUCGAUGUUUUUACCACCCUUAUGGCUUCUCUCAUGUCCCCGCAUGGAGCUGGAGCUGAUAGAGGGAGCUCAUCCACGCUCUCCCCGGGUUGGAUUUGAACCCGGUUCAAUCAGUGGUUCCCUUGAUUUAUGGACAGUCAUUUGUUUGAAGAGUAGUUCACAGUUUGAAGGGGCCCAGUGUCUGAAGAUACCCCCUGUUCAACUCUGGUUUAAAAAGACCAAAAACCACAAGAGGUGAAAGCAGCAUUUGCAAACAAGCAGGCAAAUAUUUCAGAUCAUAAAAGAUCAGAAACUGUACGCAAGAUGAUCUAUGCAUGGACAGUGGAGGAGGGUCUAGACUACAGGAAGCAGAGAACUAUUUCACACAAGGUCAAAAGAUAUGCUAUGGUGAUUCAACACAUCCCUGCUACAUGAUCGCCUAUUUUCAAGAUUUGUCCAGACGUGUGGGUUUCCAGGAGGCUCGCCAAGGCUGUGAAAUGGAAGGUGGAGUGCUCCUAAGUCUUGAAAGUGAAGCAGAACAGAAGCUGAUCGAAAGUAUGUUGCAGAACCUCACAAAGUCAGGCCCUGGGAUAUCUGAUGGGGAUUUCUGGAUUGGGCUAUGGAGAAGUGGUGAAGGUCAAACUACAUCAAGUGCCUGCCCUGACCUUUACAAAUGGACAGAUGGAAGCAAUUCUAUUUUCAGAAAUUGGUAUACAGAUGAGCCUUCCUGUGGAAGUGAAGCUUGUGUUGUGAUGUAUCAUCAACCAACUGCAAAUCCAGGUUUGGGAGGACCUUAUCUUUACCAAUGGAAUGAUGACAGAUGCAACAUGAAGCACAAUUUUAUCUGCAAGUACAAGCCAGAUGAUAUCUUAGAAAAAGAAUUAGGAGACAAAGUGGAUUCGCAUUACGAAGUUCAAGCAACAGUGCCAACAGGGAAACCUCAUGAUUCAAGCAAGACAGAAGGCCAUUUUCCAGUGGUUGUUACCGAAACUGGCGGUUUAAUUCCCAAUCUAAUUUAUGUUGUUAUACCAACUAUACCACUGCUGUUAUUGAUACUGGUGGCUUUUGGGACUUGCUGUUUUCAGAUGCUAAACAGAAGUAAAGGAAGAACAAAAACCAGUCCGGACCAGUCUACACUAUGGAUUUCUAAGUAUCCAAGGAAAGAAAGUAGCAUGGAGGUAUAAAUGACUUUUAAAAAGAAGGAAUGACACUUUUCGAUUCAGGAUAUCUUAUAAUGUCAUGUCAGAUAUUAGCUUGGAAUGGCUUGAAAUUGCAAUGGAUCAGCAAGAUGAACUGGAAGCUCCCUCUUGAGGCAAUUGCUCGGAUCGUUUUUAUAUGCAGUGUUUGUUUUUUAAUGCAGUAGCAACACAUGGCACUCUGAAAGAGGGAAAAUGCAUUUAUUUUGCUAAGGAAAAUGAUUCUGCUACAGGUAGUAACAAGAUGGACAGAGCAUUUGGAAUAUAUAUGGGGAUAUGUCUACUGUUAUGUGUCAAUUCUAGAACAAUUGUUUCUAGUUUACAUCUUAUUUUUUCUUGUUUAUUUUUCUUAUAUUGUACCAUUUCUCAUUAAUGUAUGUAAUGUAAAUUCAAUUAAUAUAAAUAUACAAUGUAACAAAAUAAUUUAUCUUUGCAUAAAAAAUGAUAAAAUGUU
This is a messenger RNA of Anolis carolinensis (green anole), 1855 nucleotides long. It is a transcript of the gene chodl, whose product is annotated as chondrolectin. Bases 541 to 1389 code for a protein of 282 amino acids. The transcript is spliced from 10 exons. Gene Ontology annotation, biological process: positive regulation of axonogenesis. The record is from RefSeq and is a predicted model, not a curated record. Gene Ontology annotation, cellular component: cytoplasm. Lineage: Eukaryota; Metazoa; Chordata; Lepidosauria; Squamata; Anolidae.